Zingiber officinale is the source of this 824-nucleotide messenger RNA. RefSeq names its product mavicyanin-like. The record is from RefSeq and is a predicted model, not a curated record. The transcript has 2 exons. Gene Ontology annotation, molecular function: electron transfer activity. Gene Ontology annotation, cellular component: plasma membrane. Bases 67 to 651 code for a protein of 194 amino acids. Lineage: Eukaryota; Viridiplantae; Streptophyta; Magnoliopsida; Zingiberales; Zingiberaceae.
UCCAGAUUGCAGCAAGCAAAUUUUAGUAGAGGAAGAAGAGGUCGUCGAUAGCAGAGCAGUACGGAGAUGGCGAAAGCAGCGACGUCGUUGUCCCUCGCCGGCCUCAUCUUGGUGGCCGCCAACCUCCUGCUCGCCGUCUCGGCAGCAACGACUCACACCGUCGGCGGCAACUCCGGGUGGACCAUUCCUAUCGGAGCCAAUAACUACACCGCUUGGGCUUCCAGCCAGACCUUCGCCGUCGGCGAUACCUUAGUUUUUAAUUUUGCGAGCGGGAUACACAACGUGAUCCAAGUGCCGUGGGCGAGCUUCAACUCCUGCUCCACGGCCAAUCAGAUCGGCUCGACCUUUAACACCAGCCCCGCCAGGUUGCCCAUCACCACCGCCGGGAUGCACUACUACAUCUGCGGGUUCCCCGGCCACUGCGACGCUGGCCAGAGGCUGGCUAUCACCGUCCCCGCCUCCUCCUCCUCUGCCUCCCCUCCCACCGCCGCCGCUACGGCUCCUACCGCUCCGGCGCCCGGUGGCAGCAGCAGCACUGUGCCAUCGGGUCCCAGCCCUGGUGGUCAAGUGCCCGGUUCGUGCGCGAUUUCAGUUCCAUCGAUGGCGUUCGUCGCCCUGUCGUCCCUGUUGGCCUCCCAAUUCUUGUUCUAAAUAUACAUCUACGACGAUACAUAUGAUCGUAGCUUUCGGAUUGUAGAAGUGUUGCUUUCAGAGUCACGAUUAAUUUUCUUCCUUGUUAGAGAUGAGAUACGUUGAUGCUUGUUGGUACACACAAUAAUAUAGAAUAUAGUGGAUGAAUUCGAUUGAAAUGGACUUUACAUUUA